Messenger RNA from Penaeus monodon (black tiger shrimp), 6739 nucleotides. RefSeq names its product serine-rich adhesin for platelets-like. Gene Ontology annotation, biological process: proteolysis. Gene Ontology annotation, molecular function: serine-type endopeptidase activity. Bases 1116 to 6380 code for a protein of 1754 amino acids. The transcript has 30 exons. NCBI's taxonomy places the organism in Eukaryota, Metazoa, Arthropoda, Malacostraca, Decapoda, Penaeidae. The record is from RefSeq and is a predicted model, not a curated record.
CCUGUUAUAAGAGCCUGGAGCCGCUAUCCCGACGGCAGUACCUACAAAACCUGCGGGUCGUCGUUGCGGUCGUUCUCUGCGUCAUUUUUAGUUGAGACCCCGAGAGAGAUUACCACAGCCCGGCAAGCUUGGAAGGCAACGCUCGAAGAUGCGGCUGUUUCUACUGCUGCUGCUGGUAGCUCUAGCAGUGGGUGCUUAUCAAAAGGUUGACCAAAAUGAGAGGCAGGACCAAGGCGCCCCAGACUUGACAGCCGAAGACACAUCCCUUGACAGGUACGAGAGGGAUGUCAAAACGGGUAAACGAAACAUGAAGAAAGAACAAACCAGCAAGGAAAACAAUAAGCCAAUGUUAAAUGUGAAGGGAGCUAAAUACGCGAAGAACGGAAUUGGUGACAAUGAGAGCGAAAGGGGAGAGAAAGGGAGAUCACCAAAGCAAGUGAAAAAUAUGAACAAGAGAAACAAAGGCAAGAGAAAAAGCGAGAAGAAUCGGAGACGGGGAAAAGGACACAAAGGCAAAAUUUAAAUGCCAACAAACGUAGACAACAGAAGAAAUUCAACAGGCAGAAAGGACAGCAAAAUGAUAGGAAAGAGGACAAGGAGAGCAAGGAGGUUAAAAAAAACCUCGAAAAAUACAGAUCCGAAGGAAGACGAGAAAGAAAAUAAAGACAAAGGAGACAAGGACGAUGAUAAAGACGAGGAGAAUGGCAAGACUGGCAGUGGAAAUAGGAAAUCCAAGAAAGACCAGAGCAUGAAACAUGAUAAAGACGAGAAACGAAGGAAAAAUCAAAACAAGGAUAGGGAUAAUCAAAAGGAUAGGAAAAAUCAAAACAAGGAUAGGAAUAAUCAAAAGGAUAGGAAAAAUCAAAACAAGGAUAGGGAUAAUCAAAAGGAUAGACAAAAUCAGAACAAGGAUAGGAAAAAUCAAAACAAAGACAGAGAAAGCAACAACAAGGAUAGGAAAAAUCAAAAGAAAGAUAGGGAAAAUCCAGACAAAGAUAGGAAAAAUCCAAACAAGUUUAGCAACAGAAGACCAAACGAGCUACAGAAAGUAAGCGGGGAGAUUCGCGAAAAAGGUGCGAAAGAGGGGAAGAAAGCGCGACCAAGCAGCCAACCUGAUGAGAAUGUCAUUAAGAGCCGAAAACUUGAUAAAACCUGAAAAAUCCCCACGACCACCAAGUGUUUCGAAGAAUAUGGCGACCAGCUUAAAAAACACGGGGAAUAUUGAAAUUCAGGAAGUAUGCGAUGGGAAAAUUGUCCUGGGAUACGGGGAAUCCAUUGUUAUCUACACUGACAAUAAUCGUCAGAAGGAGAAAUGCAAAAACAAGAUUAAAACUCCUAGAGGCACCGAGAUUGGCUUCUUCUGUCCAUUCUUUAACCUGAACAGCAACGGGUGUAAGAGGGAACUCCUGAAGUUCCGCGGCAAAGUCAACGGCAAAAAGCAAACUAAAAAGUACUGCCAACAAGAUGCUCCAGAUGGCGUCAUUGUCUCCACUAAUAAGUUGACCAUGCAAUUCAGACGAAAAGAAUUUAAGUCAGAUGAGUUCUCUGGCGGAUUCUUGUGUGAGAUCUUCACUGUAGGAGAUGCUCCAACAACAGUUGCUCCGACUACAGCCCCACCUCCAUCACCAAGUACAGCUCCUCCAUCACCAACUACAGCUCCUCCUCCAUCACCAACUACAGCUCCUCCAUCACCAACUACAGCUCCUCCUCCAUCACCAAGUACAGCACCUCCAUCACCAACUACAGCUCCUCCUCCAUCACCAAGUACAGCACCUCCAUCACCAACUACAGCUCCUCCUCCAUCACCAAGUACAGCUCCUCCAUCCCCAACCACAGCUCCUCCAUCCCCAACCACAGCUCCUCCAUCCCCAACCACAGCUCCUCCAGGAACGACCACUUGCGGUAUCACCAGAGCAUACUGUGAUGGUUGCGGGGUAGCACCAAUUUCCGUUGGGAGCACGAGGAUCGUCAACGGAACGGUGGCGUCAGCGGGCGAGUACCCUUACCAGGUGGCGGUGAUACCCACCAUCGCCGGCAGACAGUAUCAGUGUGGGGGUUCAAUCAUUAAGGAGAGGUGGAUUCUUACUGCUGCCCAUUGCUUUUACGACCAAAGCAACAACAAGGCGACAAGUGUCGACAUUACUUACGGCACCAUCAAUAUCAACGGCGGCGGCACAACCGUAACGGCUUCGAGGUUCAUCGACCAUCCAGGAUACAACUCAAUUACUAAUGCUAACGACAUCGCGCUGGUGGAACUCCCGCAACCGUUGAAUUAUGCAACCGACUCCAAUAUCCAACCGAUCUGCUUGGGACUGGAAGAGGACAUACCUUUCGGAGGCAAGGCGGUGGCGUCGGGAUGGGGAAGACUAGCGUUUGGUGGGUCAACACCUGACGUCCUGCAGGAGGUAGAGUUAGAUAUCAUCACAAUAAACGAGUGCCAGCAGAAGGCUUCUUUACCACCAGACACAAACUCGGUUCUGUGUGCAUUGACUCUCUUUAAGGAUACCUGCCAGGGUGACAGCGGUGGUCCUCUCGUUGCGAAACUUUGCGACGGCACCUGGGCUCAAAUUGGAAUUGUCAGCUAUGGUUUCCAGUGUGCCGUCCCUGACAACCCUGGUGUGUACACCCGUGUGUCUGCUUUCGCUAACUGGAUCUCAGAUAACACUGGAGGCAGCAGUUGUAGUUCUACCCUGACACUUAGCGCACAGCUUGAUAACCGUGCAAAAGAGAGGGUAGCAGUCAACGAAGCGAAAAAUGAAGUAGUUAGAAUUGGACAAGAUCUAGAUGGACUUGAAACUACACUGAACGCUGCCAAUGGAAGACGCCGUAGACGCAGAAAUCUCAGUCUGUUGCAGGAAUUGUUAAAUGCUCUAACUAACUCUGGCAGCAUUAUGUUAAGCAGGGACGUCCAGAGAAUUAACUCCCUGUCAAGUGAACUGGCAGCUCUCAGAGGCAGACUUGUUGUCUUCACGGCAGAAGUUGCUGCAGGUGCAUCAGGACUCGAUGUACCGGCGUUGUUGGGCAGUGUUGCAAGUACUAAGCAGACGGCUCAAAAUGCCACCGCGGUGGCUAGGCAAGAACUAGCAGUUCUUGAGGUUGAAAUUCAAGUUAUUGUUGUGGAAAUUGAAAACAGCGGUAGCACCGUCCCACCUUUGCCAUCUCUCGAACCUGAACCUACUAUCAAGCCAACUGCAGAUCCCACAACUCUACCUCCUACAGCUCCACCAUUAACAACUCCACCUCCAACAACUCCACCUCCAACAACUCCACCUCCAACUCCACCUCCAACAACUCCACCUCCAACAACUCCACCUCCAACAACUCCACCUCCUACAUCUUCAACAGAAGCAUGUUCCGUAACAAGAAAAUAUUGUGAGGACUGCGGCGUCGCAACUGUCAGCGUUGCCGACUCGAGGAUCGUUGGCGGCGCUGACGCAUCGUCCGGGGAAUUCCCUUGGCAAGUCGGACUCGCGACCGAAUUUCCGAGUGGGGGAAGUUCGUGUGGCGGAUCUCUUAUCAAGAGCAAUUGGGUCCUGUCGGCUGCCCACUGCUUCUUUGAUGACAAUGGAAAUGCGGCGACCUCAGUGGUGGUUCAGUACGGAUCAAUAAAUCUUGCAACUGCAACAGAAGUCACUGCAGUCAGAUACAUUACACAUGAGGAUUACAAUGCCUCGUCUUUCCUGCAUGACAUCGCUCUGGUUGAGCUUCCCCAAGCUCUCGACUACGCGAAUGACCCCAACGUUCAACCAAUAUGCCUGGGAGAGGAGGAGGACUAUAACUUCGGAGGCAAAGUGGUAGCGACAGGAUGGGGCGAUCUCAGUUUUGAUACAAAGGAAACCCCAGAGAUCCUUCAGGAGGUGAUGCUGGACCUGAUCACGACAGAGGAGUGUAAGACGAUGGAGGACCUUCCUUCGGAUACCUCCGUCAUCUGCGCCCUCACUCCUAGCAAAGACACGUGUUCGGGUGAUAGCGGCGGCCCCCUCUUCACCCAGCUGUGCGACGGCCGGUGGGCGCAGCUGGGGAUAGUCAGCUACGGCUUUGAGUGCGCCCGACCCUCGAAACCCGGAGUGUACACCAAAGUGUCCGCUUAUUUCGACUGGAUCGAGACCAACUCUGGUGUAUCAACUUCUGCGGCACCGAGAACCUCCUCUCCAGGGCCUACAAUUUCAGUGGCGAUUUCGACAACUACAGCGCCUCCAUCUGUGGUAUCUACAACUCCAACGAUAACGUUUACAAUGCCUACAACCGCUAUGUCACCCGUAACAUCUGUAGCACCUAUAAUAACGUCUACAGUAGCAACAACUUUUGCUGAGUCUACAUCUAUUGCAACUGCGACCUCUGCAGCGCCUGCUACAACCUCUACAGAACCCUCAUCCCUUCAAACAUCUACAGAAAUUUCAACAAAUUCAAGCUCCACAACAUCUAUAGAAAAUUCAUCAGUAAUUACAACAACCAUGACAGAAAGUUCAAGCACAUGUUCCUUGACAAGAAAAUAUUACGAGGACUGCGGUGUGGCAUCUGUCAGCGUUGCCAGCUCGAGGAUCGUUGGCGGCGCUGACGCAUCGUCCGGGGAAUUCCCUUGGCAAGUCGGACUCGCGACCGAAUUUCCGGGUGGGGGAGGUUCGUGUGGCGGAUCUCUUAUCAAGACCAAUUGGGUCCUGUCGGCUGCCCACUGCUUCUUUGAUAAAAAUGGAAAUGCGGCGAUCUCAGUGGUGGUUCAAUACGGAUCAAUAAAUCUUGCAACUGCAACAGAAGUCACUGCAGUCAGAUACAUUAUACAUAGGGAUUACAAUGCCUCGUCUUUCUUGCAUGACAUCGCUCUGGUUGAGCUUCCCCAAGCUCUCGACUACGCGAAUGACCCCAACGUUCAACCAAUAUGCCUGGGAGAGGAGGAGGACUAUAACUUCGGAGGCAAAGUGGUAGCGACAGGAUGGGGCGAUCUCAGUUAUGAUACAAAGGAAACCCCAGAGAUCCUUCAGGAGGUGGUGCUGGACCUGAUCACGACAGAGGAGUGUAAGACGACGGAGGCCCUUCCUUCGGACACCUCCGUCAUCUGCGCCCUCACCCCAAACAAGGACACAUGUUCGGGAGACAGUGGCGGCCCCCUAAUCACCCAGCUGUGCGACGGCCGGUGGGCGCAGCUGGGGAUAGUCAGCUACGGCUUUGAGUGCGCCCGACCUUCGAGACCCGGAGUGUACACCAAAGUGUCCGCUUAUUUCGACUGGAUCGAGACCAACACCGCUGAAACAAGUUCUGCAAGACCUCCAGGGGGUUCAACAGAAUCAAGCUCUGCAACACCCAUAAGAGAUUCAACAGAAUCAAGCUCUGCAACACCCACAGGAGAUUCAACAGAAUCAAGCUCUGCAACACCCACAGGAGAUUCAACAGAAUCAAGUUCUGCAACACCCACAGGAGAUUCAACAGAAUCAAGCUCUGCAACAUCCAUAAGAGAUUCAACAGAAUCAAGCUCUGCAACACCCAUAAGAGAUUCAACAGAAUCAAGCUCUGCAACACCCACAGGAGAUUCAACAGAAUCAAGUUCUGCAACACCCACAGAUUCAACAGUAACUACAGUCAUGACAGAAAGUUCAAGCACAUGUUCUUUGACACGAAAAUACUGCGAGGACUGCGGUGUGGCAUCUGUCAGCGUUGCCAGCUCGAGGAUCGUUGGCGGCGCUGACGCAUCGUCCGGGGAAUUCCCUUGGCAAGUCGGACUCGCGACCGAAUUUCCGGGUGGGGGAGGUUCGUGUGGCGGAUCUCUUAUCAAGACCAAUUGGGUCCUGUCGGCUGCCCACUGCUUCUUUGAUAACAAUGGAAAUGCGGCGAUCUCAGUGGUGGUUCAAUACGGAUCAAUAAAUCUUGCAACUGCAACAGAAGUCACUGCAGUCAGAUACAUUAUACAUGGGGAUUACAAUGCCUCGUCUUUCCUGCAUGACAUCGCUCUGGUUGAGCUUCCCCAAGCUCUCGACUACGCGAAUGACCCCAACGUUCAACCAAUAUGCCUGGGAGAGGAGGAGGACUAUAACUUCGGAGGCAAAGUGGUAGCGACAGGAUGGGGCGAUCUCAGUUAUGAUACAAAGGAAACCCCAGAGAUCCUUCAGGAGGUGGUGCUGGACCUGAUCACGACAGAGGAGUGUAAGACGACGGAGGCCCUUCCUUCGGACACCUCCGUCAUCUGCGCCCUCACCCCAAACAAGGACACAUGUUCGGGAGACAGUGGCGGCCCCCUAAUCACCCAGCUGUGCGACGGCCGGUGGGCGCAGCUGGGGAUAGUCAGCUACGGCUUUGAGUGCGCCCGACCUUCGAGACCCGGAGUGUACACCAAAGUGUCCGCUUAUUUCGACUGGAUCGAGACCAACUCUGGUGGUACAAACUGUUGAUUAAUAUUGCCAUAGCGGUGUACGUGUGUGUUUAGGUGUUUAUGCGUGCGUGUUCAUGUGUGUGUGUUUGUGUGUGCGUGUGUGCGUUUGUGCGUGCGUGUGUGUGUGUGUGUGUGUGUGUGUGUGCGUGUGUGUGUGUGUGUGUGUGUGUGUGUGUGUGUGUGUGUGUGUGUGUGUGCAUGUAUGCAUGCAUGCACGGGCCACUGCUGUAUCUGAUUAAACAUGUUCACUGGCAUUAUGCUUUGGUGUAAUGGAGAAUGUUUUAUCGCCUCCACGAAGUAGAAGAGGUCGCUGAAAUUGCCGAUGCAAAUUCUAUUUUCAAAAAAAGAAAGAAAAUAAAGUCAAUUGCCUCUCCCUGA